AUGAGACCUAGUAUUUCAUAUACAAGUUACCUGACUUCAUCAAGAGACGCCGACGUCGAGGACGAUUUCUCUCUUGCCUCGCAGGAGGGGUGCAGUCAGCCGUCAUCAAAGCAAUCAAGGGUAAUAUCCGAGGACUCCAGGAUUUCACCUUCACUGGCUAGCAUCGCUGCUGAAGACUGGACCAGAGAAAGUGCUUAUUUUGAGCCAGUCGCAGAGGCCAGUGAUUCCUGCUCUGGUGGCUUACCUACAGAACGUUCGAGUGCUCGUUCGUCAGAUCAAGCAGGUACCACUCAGAACGAGCCCGGAAAUCCCGAUGGCUGCAUAAAGAGCUGGACAUGCAACACACGUUCGUCUGUAUUGGCAGAUAGUAUAGACAUGGCAGAGUCUAGAGCCUCAGACUCCGAGGAUGAUAGCAUUGACGUGUACAGCGACUCUUUUGCAUGGACAGACUACUCCGAGCCCACCCCAGAGUGGGAUCCCUAUGGCGAGGUACUUGCUCCCUUGAAACGGGAAUAUGUUGAGUCUCUGCUUUCGUCAUUUCAGCUUUUGCAGCGACAAUGCCCAGCUGAUACGGCAUCAGACGAGCGAGACUCCGGCUCAUCAAACGGAUCUGCAAAUGGAAAACGCCGAGACACCUCAUCUCCGUCAAGCACUGAUACUGGUAGCCGACCAGCCAAAAGGAGAAAUAUAAACAGUACAGAAGAUAACAGCGACGAAGACGAGGGAGACAACCACCAGCAGAAAGUCCCUUCGACUACCACCGAGAAGGACCUGGUUAAUGGUUUGAUUUUCGCCUGCCCGUUCGUAAAGCGAUCCCCAGAUCGUUAUCGACAGUGCUAUUCCCAUAACCUUCUGACUAUUUCGCGUGUAAAGUUCCACCUCCGUCGCGGCAGAUACCAUCAUUUGCCGCUAUACUGUCCUACUUGCUCUGAAACCUUCGAAGAAGAGAAACUACGUGAUGAGCAUAUCAGAGCGGCAAACUGCCCCAAGAAUCCACCGCGCAGUUGGGAUGGCAUCACCCAAAGCCAAAGUAACCAGUUAAGCAAGCGCACGCCAUCCAAGAAGACUGCCGAGGAAAACUGGUACGAUAUUUAUAAGAUCAUUUUCCCCGGAGAACCUCUACCAAGCAGUCCCUAUAUCGAUGUUUCUCUUUCGGGGGAGCUUUCAGCAUUUCGAGAGCACGAACUCUCGCAAGGACCGUUCAUCUGGAGGAAAAUCUUACAGACACGUCUGCCUUCCCAUCUACACCAGCAUUUGGAAGAACUCCAAUCAUUUUACACCAGCUUCUAUCCAGAAGCAAUUAGCGUACUGUAUCAGGGAUGGGCCUCAAGGAAACAACAAACCAUCUCGUUGCCGCCACAACCCAGUACACAACAAACGUCUAUUCCAGCCGGAUCGAACGACAUCCUGGCUGGUGGAGUGUUGGACUCACCUCCGAGAUCAGAUUCUGCUAUUGGAAAUAGUGUCUCCGGUUCCAGUGAGAACGAAAGACGACCCGAAAAGCAGCAACUCGAACAACCAAGACCUGAACAGCAGCAAUUAACCGCCCAAGCUGGAUCUCAGCUAAUGCUCCAGCCGUCUUCGGUGUAUCAGACAAUGCCACCGUACCCAACUCUCGCACAGAUUCCACCUCAGAUGCUGCAAAGCCAGGCCUUUUCGAGCCCUAUGGGACAAGCCAGCCUCGCAGACACAUCACAGCAGCCCUUCCAGACGCCCCAAAUGGGGCAAUUAGUAACAUUUACGGACUCGGACGACCUACUCCAUCCGAUGUUCACUGGCGCUGGCGACUCCAUGGGACCUACGGGUUCUGUAGUACUGCAAUAUCAUUACUAA
This is a messenger RNA of Clonostachys solani, 1833 nucleotides long. The record is from the annotation of a GenBank genome assembly. NCBI's taxonomy places the organism in Eukaryota, Fungi, Ascomycota, Sordariomycetes, Hypocreales, Bionectriaceae.